Messenger RNA from Corylus avellana, 1790 nucleotides. RefSeq names its product 11S globulin seed storage protein Jug r 4-like. Gene Ontology annotation, molecular function: nutrient reservoir activity. Lineage: Eukaryota; Viridiplantae; Streptophyta; Magnoliopsida; Fagales; Betulaceae. The record is from RefSeq and is a predicted model, not a curated record.
ACCCCCAUCAACUAUCUCCAUCGAUCUCCAUGGCUAAUCCUCUUUUCCUCUCUCUCUCUCUCUGCCUACUCUUUCUCUUCAAUGGCUGCCUAGCUCAAACAAGGCAGCAGGGCCGACAGUUUGGCCAGUGCCAGCUCGACAGGCUCGAUGCUCUUGAACCCACAAACCGCAUUGACGCUGAAGCCGGUUCGAUCGAGGCCUGGGACCCCAACAACCAGCAAUUCCGGUGCGCCGGGGUUGCCGUCGUUCGGAGUACCAUUGAACCCAGAGGCCUUCUCUUGCCUCAUUACCACAAUGCCCCUCAGCUCACUUACAUUGUCAGAGGUAGGGGUUUCCAAGGGACCAUACUUCCUGGUUGCCCGGAGACAUUCCAAGAAUCUAUGCAACAAUCUCAGCAACAACAACAAGAAGGACAAAGCGAGAGCUUCCAACAAGACCGACACCAGAAGAUCCAACACUUCCGAGAGGGUGACAUCAUUGCAUUGCCGGCCGGAGUAGCUCACUGGGCCUACAACGACGGCGAUUCCCCAGUUGUUGCAGUCUCUCUCCUUGACAUCGGCAACAGUGACAACGAGCUUGAUGAGCAGCCUAGAAGCUUCUUCCUUGCUGGGAAUCCAGAGGACGAAUUUCGGCAACAAGGUCAGCCGCGCCGCCAACAACAGCGGCGUCCUGGCCAGCGUGGAGAGGAAGGCCAGCAACAGCAGGGAGAAGGAAACAACGUAUUCAGUGGCUUCGAUGCCGAGUUUUUGGCGGACGCUUUCAACGUGGAUGAAGACACAGCCAGAAAGCUUCAAGGAAACAAUGACAACAGGAGGCACAUAGUGAGAGUGGAAGGCGACCUCCAGGUGCUCAGGCCACAAAGGUCACGUGAGCAAUGGGAGCGAGAGGAGAGUCAAGAGAGGGAAAGUGAGCGAGAGCGGGAACGCCAGCGUCAGCGGGAAGGACGUGGACGCGAGAUUAAUGGCUUUGAGGAGACAAUAUGCAGCUUGAGGCUCAGGGAGAACAUCGGCAGCCGUUCACGCGCCGACAUUUACACCGAACAAGUCGGUCGCAUCAACACCGUCAACAGCAAUACCCUCCCAGUCCUCCGCUGGCUCCAGCUCAGCGCUGAAAGAGGAGACUUGAACAGGGAUGCUCUUUAUGUACCGCACUGGAACCAGAAUGCCCACAGCGUGGUGUAUGCCAUAAGGGGUCGUGCUCGGGUUCAGGUGGUCGACGACAAUGGUAAUACCGUAUUCGACGAUGAACUUCGACAGGGUCAGGUGUUGACCAUCCCCCAGAACUUCGUGGUGGCGAAACGGGCUGAGAGCGAGGGUUUCGAGUGGGUGGCCUUCAAGACCAACGACAACGCCCAAAUUAAUACUCUCGCCGGACGAACCUCGGCCCUCAGGGCCUUGCCGGACUAUGUCCUUGCCAAUGCGUUCCAGAUUUCGAGGGAGGAAGCCAGGAAGCUGAAAUACAACAGGCAGGAGACCACCUUGGGUCGCUCAAGCAGGUCUUCCUCUGAGAGGAGGACGAGGUCUGAGUCUGAGGGGAGGAGGGGUGAAGCAUAAAAGAAAAAUGGCAUGUAAUGAAUAUCUGAUGCGGCAGCGGCACGUAGUUUUGGUUUUUGGUUAAUUUAUAGGUAGGCUAGACAAUAAAAUGCAUGGCCGCGCUAGCUAUAUAUAAAUAAUAAUGUAUCUUAAUUAGUUAUCAAGAGUUUCUAGCUACCCAACUCAAUAAGCGUACUGCGUGUAUCUUUGUGAGCUUCCUAGUAAUUUAAUAAAACUACUCUGCGGUUUUGGUUCUUA